UUGGUCAGUUGUGUAUGGAGCGAUGGCCUUAUGUCGACUGCUCGUCCAGUGAAUAGAUAAGAAGAGAGAGACCAUUGAUAGGGAGACAUGACUGACCAUCACGCCACAUUAGGAGUCAAGAGAGAGAAUACCUUCACUAGCAAUAGCUGCAGCCUCCAAUCCUUUGGCUGUCCCUCUCCUACUGAUAAAAGGUCACCUUUCCUUCUCUUAGACCCUCCAGUUAGUACCCCAGCCACUGGGAGGGAAGGAUUUGAUAUCGACAUGGACCUGGCAAAGUUCCUGGGGGACCCCGACAUGACAACACCAACUACCACAUGCAGUUCCAAUGGGAUGGACGGAUCGGAAUGGAACACCCUCUUCACUGAGACUGACCUGGAGGGACUGGAUGUGUUGGAUCCGAGCACUGGUGCCCCGGCCGGAGGAGGAGGGUCUAAUGGACUAACGGAUCAUCCUAGCUUUGUACCUGGACUGACUCCUGUCACCAGCUCUGGGUUUAAUGGCGGCCAUGUUGAACUACAACAAAACAAUAAUAAUGUGACUGACUCCAACUGGCUUAUUGAACAAAGUCAAAAACUUGAAAGACAACAGCAACUUCAACAACAGAAACUACUGGAACUGGAACAGACAUUAUUAAGGACAGAGAUACUAAAGAAUAGGCUUGAGAUUGUUAGUAACUUGAAGCAUGCCUCCCCAGAGCUCCAGUCCCAGCUCAUUGGUGUACUCUCCACCCGUUCCUCCUCCAUUGGGGGCGUGUCUACCACACACACUCAGCAGUCCUUGACCACGCCCACCAGUGUAGCACCAAGACUAGUGUCUCGUCCACAGACCAGUGUACCAGCGCCAGUAGUCCCUCGUUCUACUUCCCAAGUCGUUGCUCCAACUUCAUUGCCAUCACCUCCUGACUCUGAGCUUGAUGACUUCACUGAGUAUGGUCCUGGGGGUGUGGUCAAGAAGAAGAGCCACAACCUCAUUGAGAAGAAGUAUCGUACCAGCAUCAACGACAGGAUAGGGACAUUGAGGGAUAUUGUCUCCAAACACUUCAGAGAUGAUAAGAAAGUUCAAAAGUCGGCAGUUCUACAAAAGACAAUUGAUUACAUUCGUUAUCUUGAGAACUCCAACAGGAAACUGCUUGAAGAGAACAGAGCAUUAAAAACACAGUUAAUGAAACAAGGAAGCCAGUCAGUACUAACGAAUGGUCUAAGCUCCAAUCAUUCUCCUUUGUCAUGGAGUGAUCCUUCUGAUGAUGGACACCCUUCAUCACCUGAUGUCUUCCUUAGUGACACUAGUCCAACAGCCAGCCCGCCCCUCCCCUUGUCCCCUCGUUAUAGUUCAGUCCUCAAGUUGGGUGGACGUAUCUUCAUGUGUUUCAUGUUGGUCAUGUGCUUUAUGGUAGACCCUCUCUCUCUCAUCGGAGGAGGAGGGGGUGUGGUCAGUAAUGGAGGCGUGUCCCACGGCUCCCAGAGGACCCUUAGCUCCAUUGACAGUGAGGGAGAGGAGUUUAACUUUAGCUGGUGUCUGGUUUGGGGCCUCAGACUGUUCUUUGCUGGUCUGUGCUUUGGGUGGGUGUGGCUUCACUCUCUGCCAGCUGUUAAUCCAGAGUGGGAGGGAGUGAGGUACUGGAGACUGAGGAAACAAGCAGAGAAAGAUAUUAAAAAUGGUGAUUUCUCGUCUGCUCAAGUUCAUCUAGUGUCAGCUCUCACUGAAGUUGGCCUGUCCCUCCCCACCAGCUACACUGGGCUCACCCUAUCACUAUUAUGGAAUGGACUCUCUCACGUGCUCUUUCAACUUUAUGUUGGUCAGCUUUUGGUUGGUUUUGUAUCUUUUGUGUUCUCUAAAUUUAAUAAAGUAUCUUCAAGUCAACAAAAAUGUCUACACAUUGUUAAGAAUGCUGACGUGGCAAAAACCAAACACCUCCUUCAUCAAAUAAUACUCUCAGGUUAUGAUGAGCGCUCCAUGCACGGGUUAGGGUUCUAUCUGGGGCUCACGGCUCUUAACUAUGGAGAGGUGGAGAGAGAGAGUUUCUCUCGUGAGCAGUGGGCGGAGCUACUGUUUGUAAUGGGAGUGCAGUGUCAAUACUCGUGUGCCUGUAUAGCCUCACUAUUAGCACAUUAUUAUUUCUUAUGUGCUGGUAACAUGAGUGGUCUGUUGUCAUUCAUCAAUACGACUGAUGGUUGGAAUUACCUCAUGAAUAAAGACUGGCUGGCUGACGUACAGUCCGCCAAUAAACUCUACAAAGGAGUGGCUGUGUUUCCUAAAUAUUCAAUCACGCGAAGUUACUGCAAGUAUCUGUUAACUGAUGCUUAUCAGGAGCUGCUAACACCCAGCGAGGACCCAGCCUCCCUUGUAGAAACAGAGAAGGUUUUUAAAACAGUUCUGGCUGUGACGAGACGUGCCAAUGGACAUCUACUGGAGGAUAUGAAGUUAUUAAUUGAAGAUAUACCAACGUUGAGUGAUACUGCCUUGUCUCGUGGGUGUGGUUUUGAGUCUUUAAUGUGGUGGGCGUCGGUCGGACUAGUAUCCUGUUCCUGGAGGAGUGGGUCUAAAGGAGAUGAUCAUUAUCCCAUUGUUGAAGAUAUUUCUAACGGGAGUGGCCCUAUUCCAUCAGUAUUACAUUUAUCAUUCAAGGCUCAGAGGUUAUACAAUCACUCAUCAGUGGCUCCUCCUUUAGCUGUCAUUAAUCAGUUGUGUUCCACUGCUAGUCAAGCACUCAAGAUUUGUAGACAAGAUCUCUCAUCAGAAGAUACCUUGAACCUUUUUGGUCUCUUCCUUGCCUGCGACUGGCUCCUCGAGCUAAGGUACAAGGUGUGGAAGGAUAAUGCUAAUAAAGAGGAGACUGACCCACUCCUAAUGAGCUCCAUAGUUAAAGGAUACUCUCAAGACAUUGAAGUCCUCAAUGAACUAACUGUACACCUUCCACUGGCCUUUACUCAAUUGAGGAGGUAUAAAGGAUAUCAAAGACUAAUUACUGGGGGUAACCCCCUCCUGGCUGAUACCUUCCUCACCCCAGGGACUGUUCACAAGAGACUAGUGUCUACGUAACAGCUGGACUCAUUAUUAUUAUUAUUAUUAUUAUUAAUUAUACGAAGCUUUUCAUGAACUAUAAA
Molecule: messenger RNA, 3104 nt
Organism: Amphimedon queenslandica
Lineage: Eukaryota; Metazoa; Porifera; Demospongiae; Haplosclerida; Niphatidae
Product: sterol regulatory element-binding protein 1-like
Exons: 15
Coding region: 88-3039 (983 amino acids)
Biological process (GO): regulation of transcription by RNA polymerase II
Cellular component (GO): nucleus
Molecular function (GO): DNA-binding transcription factor activity, RNA polymerase II-specific; RNA polymerase II cis-regulatory region sequence-specific DNA binding; protein dimerization activity
Source: RefSeq, a predicted model, not a curated record